GUACUGUACGGUAUUGUGCCGUGUCGUGUCUACCGCCAGCAGGCUGGGCCGGAGCAUGUGCAGCUGCGGCAGGCACCUGGCAGGGCGCCGCAGCGCCGGGAUGUGAACCAGGCGGGGAGGAAGGCCCUUGACUCAUCAGAUAAAUCCAGCCCCGCACGGGGAGUGAAGGCGGAGGAGGUGGCGUUGUUGCUACUAGCAGGGGAGGAUGGCGGGGGACAGCGAGCAGAGGCUGGAGGAGCACGGGCAGCCCAGCGGCGGCGAGCCCUUCCUCAUUGGGGUCAGCGGUGGCACAGCCAGCGGCAAGUCCUCAGUAUGCUCCAAGAUCGUCCAGCUGCUGGGCCAGAAUGAGGUGGACUACCGCCAGAAGCAGGUGGUGAUCGUGAGCCAAGACAGCUUCUACCGGGUCCUCACCUCAGAGCAGAAAUCCAAAGCGCUCAAAGGCCAGUUCAAUUUUGACCACCCAGAUGCCUUUGACAACGAGCUGAUCGUGAAAACGCUCAAAGAGAUCACUGAAGGGAAGACGGUCCAGAUUCCUGUCUAUGACUUUGUCUCCCACUCCAGGAAAGAGGAGACGGUGACUGUCUACCCUGCCGACGUGGUGCUCUUCGAAGGCAUCCUGGCCUUCUACAGCCAGGAGGUGCGGGAUCUGUUCCGCAUGAAGCUUUUUGUGGACACGGAUGCAGACACCCGGCUGUCCCGCAGAGUGCUACGAGACAUCAGUGAGCGGGGCAGAGACCUCGAGCAGAUCUUAUCUCAGUACAUCACCUUCGUCAAGCCUGCCUUCGAAGAGUUCUGUUUGCCAACCAAGAAGUAUGCUGAUGUGAUCAUUCCCAGAGGAGCAGAUAAUGAAGUGGCCAUAAACCUCAUUGUGCAGCACAUCCAGGACAUUCUUAAUGGAGGACUCAGCAAACGCCAGAGCAACGGCUACCUGAAUGGCUACACUCCUCCCCGCCAGCGGCAGCCCUCAGAGUCCAGCAGCCGGCCUCACUGACCGCAGUGGCAGCGUGAGGCUGGGGCAGAGGGCGCUUGGGCCCUGCCACUGCCCCUCUGUACAUACUGUUCAUUCAUUCCCCCCUUAUCUAUUUAAGAAACCAGAUGGAGAUGAAUGCCUUUAAUUUUGUAUGUUUGAAAUGCUGACUGAGAAUCAGCUGUCUACUUGGGAGCCUGACUGUCCACAGCUCCUGGCCUUGCUCAACAACUCCUCUAGCACGGAACUGGCUAUAAAUAUCUAUAAAUAUAGAAUUGCUCUAUUUUUGUGUAAAUGCAGAAUAAUGUAAAAUUACUUGCCAUAAGGUAUUCACCAGGCUGAGUGUUGCUGGGAGGGCACUGGGAAAAGGGUCGUGGGAGAUGUUGCUGUCAGGAUCUUCACCUCAAACGUGUGAAGGAAGGAAGAACAACAACUGCUUUAGUAUCGCAGUGGUGUCUGCCCCGGGGAAGGGACAGGCCUGUGGUGGCUUGAGUAUGGCAUGGAUUUUGCAACUGGGCUGGCAUUGCCUCCUCCAGCCGUUGCUGUUCAGGCCUGAGCAGCCUGGUUUUGGCUGGCAAGUACUGCACAAUACCACUGCGAGCUGGGAGAAUGAUGUGUCAUACCUCCCCUGACUGUCUCUGCAUCUCCAGGUCUCUGUCUUUUAACAGUAUCCCUUUCUGUGUCUGACACCCCUUUCCGCCACAGUGUGGGUCAGCUGUCACGCUUUCAGCAAGGACCUAGCAGGGGAUGCUGGGUAUGUGAUCAUACGAACAUGGCAGCUUGUGUCCUUAGCAGUCUCACUGCUUGGCUUGGGUAGGGACGGCACCCGCUGAUGCUCGCUGGCCACGUGUGUGGUGGGACUCCUAGCUAAGCCCUGGGUUCAACUGUAAGCCUGGAGGAUGGCUUGCAGAAGGUCAGAAGUGUGUCUGUCAUUCCUCCCUGGGAACGUUUUUGCUCUAGAUGGGGGAUUUUGGGUCUGUAAGAUAUGGUUAAGGGAGAACCAGCCUCUUCUGAAUGAAAGGGGCAACAGGUGAUGAAAGGCAGCUGCUGAGCAGGCUGUCUCAGCAGGGGCAGCAGCGUGUCCCUGAGCUGCCCAGUAUCCCCAUAUGGGACAUCCACAGGUCCCAGCUGGGUUGCGUGAACUUGGAUGCCCAGGAAUUCUCUGUUCCCCUUUUUCAAAGCAUGCUGUCACCUAGUCUGUGUCCUUUUCAUUGUGUCCUGCUGGAGGACAGUGUCCCUGCAGUCAUCCCCAGGUUUGCCCAGGAAGUGCCCUCCCUUGCACAGGGUGAGACCUAGUCUCCCCUAACCUGCUAGUGCUGCAGCACUUGUGGCCCAGGAGAGCCUGGUGGGAUUGGACUGCAGGUCAUGGGAUGCCUGGAGAGCAAGGGGCAGCAGGGCUGGGCCAGAGGCUUGGUGGCAGCCAGUGAAGGGGACGUAGGAUGGCAGCCAGCAAGAUCCUUUGGCCCAUGCUUUUGGGUCUGACUUGCCCCAUUGAAAACAAAGUUUCAUAGGCAUCCCGUGAAGCCUGGAGCAGGGGCCCUUAACCUUGCUUUCUCUGAUGAUUCCCAACUUUUCCAGAGCAUUCUUUUUGCUCUACAUGGUUAAAAGCUUAAGACCUUAGAUGCUCGAUGCUCCAUUGCUCUCCAGCCCCAUGUGAGCUGAGAUAAGCUUUGAUUUUUAACAAGAGAACAAGAAAGGAAACACGACCCGCACACACACCCCUGCCGUGACCUCUACUGGGACAACCUCAUUCCCUCUUGAUCUGUGAUGGGGGCACGUGGCAGCCCUUUAUCCCCUUAUGCUAGCUUUGCCAUAACCAGGGGCUGGCACUGGGCAAUUCUAGGUACAGCCAUAAUGUCACAGAACUGAUAAAUUGAAGCUGAAUAAAAUUUAUUCAAACUCAAUUAAAGCUCUACCAACAUUAACUAAAGAUUUGGAAUGCCACAUGAAUUCGUCACUAUGCUACUGAAUCUUGAACUUCAUGGCCAAUGAUCCAAAAUGCGCAAUCACUCACAUGAAAAGGGAGGGCUCUCAACCUCAAGGAGUUCCCCUGGAUGGCGUCCUGACCCAAGGGGAGAGUCCCUGACUGCAGACCUGCUGCUCUGAGGAGGACUGAAACGUGUCCUCUGGUAGGUCUCCUGUAUGACCCCAGUUCAGACAUGGUCAUGCAGGCCCCCAUGGGCUCAGGACUCAACUUUCUCACCCCUGCACCCAUGGACCACCACCAUGUGGGUGGGACAAGAGCUGCGCACACGGGAAGCUCUCCCGGGCUCUUUGUGGUGGGAAGCUCUCCUGGGCUUUUGUCAGUUUCUUGCCAGGGCUUUUGUCAGGGUGGGUGUACCUCCCACACAUAGGUAAGAGGGACCAAAGCCCUGCAGAACUGGUGAGGCAUCUUGGGGCUUAAGCAGCCAAGACAGCUCUCAAGAUAAAAUGCUGGCCUCCUCUCCCCUGUAAAUAAAGACAGAACAAAUGGA
Strigops habroptila (Kakapo) is the source of this 3441-nucleotide messenger RNA. RefSeq names its product uridine-cytidine kinase 2 (gene UCK2). The record is from RefSeq and is a predicted model, not a curated record. Gene Ontology annotation, molecular function: kinase activity; ATP binding. The coding region runs from base 206 to 991 and encodes 261 amino acids. Gene Ontology annotation, cellular component: cytoplasm; cytosol. The transcript has 7 exons. Lineage: Eukaryota; Metazoa; Chordata; Aves; Psittaciformes; Psittacidae.